Paraglomus occultum is the source of this 843-nucleotide messenger RNA. Lineage: Eukaryota; Fungi; Glomeromycota; Glomeromycetes; Paraglomerales; Paraglomeraceae. The record is from the annotation of a GenBank genome assembly.
AUGGAUAGAUACAGUUCAAACGCAGCUCCAACAGGCCCACCCGUACCAACAAAAGAACACUUUGCUGACGGUGGUCUAAUAUACUCGAUACUCUGCACGUUAUCACUUUUCCUUAUGUUCGUUCUUGUAAUAAUUUAUUACCGCCUCAACUACAAUCGCAUAUUUGUAUAUUUCUGCGUUUCGAUCGUUCUCAUCUUCAUCCCGCACGCACUCGGAGGAUGGAUAUAUGGCGCGCAAUUAGCAAGAGCACCGACAAUUGUCUGUUGGAUACAGGGUCUCUGGAUUAAUGCGGCUAGCAUCGCCGGUGGUUUAACUGUGCUGGUUUACACUUAUGAGAUUUACAGAGGGAUAGUGCUGCAUGUGCCUGAUGACGAAUAUAAGAGGCGGAAAUAUUAUAUUGCGGUCUCAAUAUUGUUUCCCUUACUGGUUGGGUUUGUCCCGCCGGCCAUUAUUGCUGAAAAGCCAAACGGAAUCUUGCCAGCUGCAUAUUUCUGUUUUCUUUAUAAACCGAUGAUUCCGCUAGCAUUUGUAAGCGUUGAAGGAUGGAAUACGCUCUUGGCAAUCCCAGCAAUAUACUUUUCGUUCCGCACGGCGAUAGAAGUAGCGAAGAUAAUUUAUACAAGACGGGGGUUUGAUGCCACUUUAGUCACAAAAUCAAUCGGACAGACUAAUUCCCAAGUAACAAUACAAACGAUUCAUUCACAAUCCCAAUCACGUAUUUCCGAUGAUGUUGAACAAUCAUACACGCCAACCACUGCUGUCCCUACUGCACCCGAUACACCUCAUCGACUAUCGCCGCCAUUACGACUGUCGAAUAAGACAAUAGCAUCUAUUCCCGUAUAC